Messenger RNA from Hansenula ciferrii, 1176 nucleotides. RefSeq names its product amino acid transporter YHC3 (gene YHC3). Gene Ontology annotation, biological process: regulation of intracellular pH. Lineage: Eukaryota; Fungi; Ascomycota; Saccharomycetes; Phaffomycetales; Wickerhamomycetaceae. The record is from RefSeq and is a predicted model, not a curated record. Gene Ontology annotation, cellular component: vacuole; membrane. Bases 1 to 1176 code for a protein of 391 amino acids. The transcript has a single exon.
AUGGCUAUUGAUCGAGUCUAUUCAUCGUUUUGGCUUUUUGGACUGCUAAACAAUGUGCUUUAUGUGGUGAUCUUAUCAGCUGCAGUGGAUUUGGUGGGUCCUUUAAUUCCCAAGGCCACCGUUCUUUUAGCUGAUAUUUUACCAGCUUUCUUAAUCAAAAUAUCAGCCCCCUUUUUCAUUCAUUUGAUUCCUUAUCCUAAAAGAAUUGCUUCAUUGAUUGUCUUAAGUGUCAUUGGUAUGUUACUGGUUACAUUUGGCUCUUUAGGACUGAAAAUAUUAGGGAUUAUUUUAGCAUCAUUAAGUUCAGGAUUAGGAGAAAUUACAUUUUUACAACUUACACAUUUUUAUGGUGAAACUGGUCUCAAUGGUUGGAGUUCAGGUACUGGAGGUGCAGGAUUAAUUGGAAGUGGAAUCUAUAUGUUGUUAACUACGGUAAUUGGAAUAAGUGUUCAAAGUUCAUUAUUAUUAUUUAGUAUUUUCCCAUUUGGAUUUUUAUAUUAUUAUAAAUUACCAGCAGUUCAUAAUUAUCAGCCAGUGGAAACACCACCAUCUUCAUCACCAUCUACAGAACAAUUAGAAACUCAACCUACUUCAAUAUCAACUAAAUUUGAUUUACAAAGACAUAUCACAAAUACAAUUGGAAAAUUGAAAAAAUUGAUUAUACCAUUUAUGAUUCCAUUAUCAACAGUUUAUUUAGCAGAAUAUCUCAUAAAUCAAUCAGUUGCACCAACUUUAUUAUUUCCAUUAGAAGAGAUGCCAUUCAAGGCAUUUAGAGAUGUCUAUGUUGCAUACGGUACGUUAUAUCAAUUAGGUGUUUUCAUUUCACGUUCUUCAGCAACUUUUAUAAGAAUUAGAAAUCUUUAUAUUCCUACAAUAUUACAAUCUAUUAAUUUGGUUGUAUUAGUGUUACAAUCAUUAUAUUAUUAUAUUCCAAAUGUCUAUUUAAUAAUGUUGAUUGUAUUUUAUGAAGGAUUAUUAGGUGGUGCAGCUUAUGUCAAUACAUUUAUGCUAGUUAUUGAUACAGUUCCUGAAAAAGAUCGUGAAUUUUCACUUGGUGCAACUUCAAUGAGUGAUUCUGGUGGUAUUGUUAUAUCUGCAUUGAUUGGUCUAUGGUUGGAACCAAACUUGUGUAAUUAUCAAGUAGAUCAUGGUAGAGAAUGGUGUAAACUUCAUUGA